Molecule: messenger RNA, 3198 nt
Organism: Arvicanthis niloticus (Nile rat)
Lineage: Eukaryota; Metazoa; Chordata; Mammalia; Rodentia; Muridae
Source: RefSeq, a predicted model, not a curated record
GAUGCUUCCUGGAACCAGCUCCCAGGCCCAAAACCCUGACCCUCUCAGCUCUGGACAGAUAGGUUCCAGCUGCCUCCUGCCAUCCAGGGCGGAAGCCCAUACGAGGGAGAUACACAGUCACAAACAGAGCCCCAGCACGGUCCCAGAGAACACUGUAUCCCACCCAGGCUGGGAGGCAGGCCGCUGUAAGGCCAGGGCAGUGAGGUGUUCAGGCUCUUCUUGCCCAGAUGAAUCCCCUAGCUCAGGCUGCAAGGUUGCUGGGGGAUCCCUUGCCCGCUUGAGCCGCCAGCGGGAAGCCCGGAUGCCUUUCUCCAAGUUCCUGGAUGAGGUCACUGUGCGAGUGCUGGAUCCAGUGACCCUGGAGGGCUUCAGGGGCUCCCAAGGCCACAGCCAGGAGCCCUCUCCAGGUGACCACAGCACCGGCCCAGCCCAGGAAGCCCAGACCAGAGCCACAGCUUCAGAGGAGAAGGACCUGGCUCCGAGUCCCUGGUGUUCCUUGGAAGCCACAGGCAUCAGGGGCCUUGGAAGCAGCGAGCAGGGAGAUCCAGUUUGUUCCCCCAGCCUCAACAGGGCCUCUGCCGCAGACAUGGAGAAACUCAGUGCCCUGCAGGAGCAGAAGGGCGAGCUGCGCAAGCGGCUGUCCUACACCACGCACAAGCUGGAGAAGCUGGAGACAGAGUUUGACUCCACGCGCCACUACCUGGAGAUUGAGCUGAGGCGUGCACAGGAGGAGCUGGACAAGGUCACGGAGAAACUGCGCAAGAUUCAGAGCAACUACAUGGCGCUCCAGCGGAUCAACCAAGAGCUGGAGGACAAGCUGUACCGGAUGGGCCAGCACUAUGAAGAAGAGAAGCGUGCCAUGAGUCAUGAGAUUGUCGCCCUCAACAGCCACCUGCUGGAGGCUAAGGUGACCAUUGACAAGCUGUCAGAGGACAACGAGCUCUAUAGGAAGGAUUGCAAUCUAGCGGCCCAGCUGCUGCAGUGCAGCCAGACCUACGGCAGGGGCCAUAAGGUGUCCGAGCUGCCCUCGGACUUCCAGCAGCGUGUGAGCCUGCAUAUGGAGAAGCGCGGCUGCAGCCUGCCGUCGCCACUGUGCCACUCGGCCUACGCCGACAGCGUGCCCAGCUGCGUCAUCGCCAAGGUGCUGGAGAAGCCCGAGCCUGGCAGCCUGUCGUCGUCCCGCAUGUCGGAUGCCUCGGCCCGCGACCUGGGCUACCGCGAUGGCGGCGUGGAGAAGUCGGGCCCGCGGCCCCAGUACAAGGAAGACCUCUACUGCAGCGACGCGGCUCUCUACUGCCCGGAUGAGCGUGGGCACGACCGCCACCGCCGGCCCAGCGUGGAGACGCCCGUGACCGACGUGGGCUUCCUGCGGGCGCAGAAUUCCACCGACAGCGCGGCGGAGGAGGAGGAAGAGGCCGAGGCGGCGGCCUUCCCUGAGGCCUAUCGCCGCCGCGAGGCCUACCAGGGCUACGCGGCCUCGCUGCCCACGUCCAGCUCCUACUCCAGCUUCAGCGCCACGUCCGAGGAGAAGGAGCACGCGCAGGCCGGCACGCUGACCGCCUCGCAGCAGGCCAUCUACCUGAACAGCCGCGAAGAGUUCUUCAACCGCAAGCCGCCCUCCGCCACCUACGGGAGCAGCCCACGCUUCGCCAGGGCCGCGGCUACCCUGGGCUCGCCGCUCCGGGCCCAGGGAGCCUCGGGCUUCGCUCGGACUGUGUCCCCGUACCCGGCCGAGCCCUACCGCUACUCGGCCUCCCCCGACGCCCAGCAGGCUCUCAUGCCUCCCAAUCUGUGGAGCCUGCGCGCCAAGCCGAGCGGUAACCGGCUCGCCCGGGAGGACAUGCGAGGCCAGUGGCGGCCCCUGAGCGUGGAGGAUGUGGGCGCCUACCCUUACCAGGCCAACGCCGCUGCAGGCCGCGCCGCCUCGCCCUUCCCAGAACGUUACUACGGUGGCGGCGGAGGCGGCGGCGGCGGCGGCGUUGGCGGCGCUGCUGGCGGUGGCAGCCCCGGCGGCAGUGCCGAGGGCCGUGCCAGCCCCCUCUAUGCCGCCUACAAGGCCGAUAGUUUCUCGGAGGGCGAUGACCUGUCUCAGGGUCAUCUGGCCGAGCCCUGCUUCCUCCGAGCAGGUGGCGAGCUGAGCCUCAGCCCCGGCCGUUCGGCUGAUGCUCUCCCUAGCUACGCAGCCAGUGAUGGGAAUGGGGAUAGGCUCCGGGUGCAGCUGUGUGGGGCAGGCAGUAGCCCCGAGCCCGAGCAGGGCUCCCGGGAUUCCCUGGAGGCUAGCUCCAUGGAGGCAUCUCCUGAGAUGCACCCUCCCACUCGCCUCAGCCCCCAGCAGGCCUUCCCAAGGACCGGAGGCUCUGGGCUGAGCCGUAAGGACAGUCUCACUAAAGCUCAGCUCUAUGGUACCCUGCUCAACUAACUGCCAUCAGCAGGCUACAGUCAGGGGCUCCCUACCACUCUGCCCCAUAUAGGGAGUAGCCAACCCCUUCGUCCCAACCCCUGCCGAGGAACCCUAGUUCCAGCUCCUCCUGACCCUCUUACUACCACCCCAGUAGAACCGGAAGAAACCCCCUCUGCCCGUCGUCUUGUCCACCCCAGCUUCUGCUGCAAACCCAGAAUACUUCUGCUCUGCACCCAAUCCCUGAAGUGAGCAUCCCCUGUUUUAUAAGUGAAGCUAUUUUUUUAGGGAAAGGAGUGUGUGUUCGCGCACUUGCUGCCAGAUUCUGGAUGGCAGCCCUGGCGUACCCCACGUGAAGUUACUUCGUUUCCAGUGAGGGUGCGUGGGGCCUGCCCUAGGGAAGGGGAGGCUGGGGCCCUAGAGGGACCAGUCUCCACAAGUGGGGAGAAGCCAGCAACAAGGGAACAAGUGGGAAGUUCUGUACACUGAGGAGGGGAACCAAAGCCACUUAGGGCGCAGAAAAUGUCUUGUGCUCCCGUCUCGCAGUGCAGCCAGCAGUCCGCCGCCCUGAUCUACCCUGAACUCUCCCAUGGCCCGGCGUGUGAGCCCAAGAGGGGCCAGGGACACCCCCCCCCCCAGAACAGCCGGUGCUCGUUCCUCCCCUCCCCCUCCCAACACCACCUGACUCUACCUCAGAUAUGAGGCUCCUCCCACCCCUGUGCACUUGUCGUGUGUGAUGCAUGCCAGUCUGUUAGUACUGUAUUCCGAAUUCCUGAAUAAAGAACAGCUGUGGAAAGAGC